CGUUCAGUAGUUUCAGACCGUAAUUUUCGCGUUUACCCAACAAACCACGUUUAAUUUUGUCAUAAAAAAAAAUUAUUAUUACGUUUAUUUAUUGUUCGAUUAUUAUAUAAAAGUUUUUAUUGCAUUUGCUAGAGUCGACUGUAUAGUUUUUAUGCGGUGGUGCUAGGUACUUAAAAAUUUGGCGAUUUCUUUCCUAUUAGAUUGCUAGAGAGAAAAUCAAUACCUAAUAAUAAUAGGAAGUGUUCUCGGGUUAUAAGAUGCCUUCGCGAGCACACCACUGCCGAGCCUGAAGACUGGUCUAUAACCAAUUUUCCAAAUUUCCCUCUCGUUCCACCGAUCCGGUAAUUGAUGAGCGGUCACGGGAUCAAACGCAUCUUAUCCUCCAUACCGAACACCCAACUCGGCAAAGAUCCGAAAUUCUUCCUCCAGGGCUGGUCCAAACGUUGGAUGAGUAUUAUCUACAAUCCCUCAAACUACUUUAUCAUACCGAUCAAUUGAAUCUUAGCUAAUUUCUAUUAGUGUUUGUUUUGCUUUUGGUAGUAUUUUCUCCCCCCGUUUUAACCCCUCGUGUGCCUGCAAUGGAGAAGGAGGAUAAGCGAAACGGUCUUGCUCCGUUGGUGUCUUUGUCAGUGGUGGCUCCCUCACUUGAUUCAACCCCAUCCAAGACACCCAAUUGGCAAAACGAUGAAAAAGCUGUUAGUGAGGUCAGAUUUGUCACUGACUCAGUUGGUUCCUCUUCGUCUUCCAGCAGUUCGGAUGAUGAUGACGAUGAAGAAGUGAAACCAAAUAUCCCCGAUGGUGGGUGGGGCUGGGUGGUAGUGUUUGCCUCACUAAUUUUAUCAAUGGUGGCCGAUGGAAUCAGUUUUUCCUUUGGGCUGUUAUACACGGAGUUUCUAAUAGAGUUCGAGGCCUCCAAGAGUUCCACCUCCUGGAUCGGCAGUCUUUUUAUGGCGGUGCCCUUGUUAUUUGGCCCCAUAAUGAGUGCUUUAGUAGAUAAAUACGGUUGUCGCCUAAUGACCAUCGUAGGCGGAAUCAUUUCCGCCAUAGGGUUCAUCAUAAGUUCGAAAUGUUACUCGAUAAACGUGAUGUAUUUGACUUUCGGCACUUUGGCCGGAUUGGGAUUGGGGCUGUGCUAUGUAACCGCGGUAGUUUCCAUCGCUUUUUGGUUCGAUAAGAAGAGAACGUUGGCCGUUGGGAUCGGAGCGUCUGGAACGGGGGUCGGCACGUUCAUAUUUUCGCCACUGACCGAUUAUUUGCUGUCCGAGUUCGGUUGGAGGGGCACCACGUUGAUUUUGUCCGGGUGUUUUUUGAAUAUGUGCGUGUGUGGGGCUUUGAUGAGGGAUCCGGACUGGAUUAUUGAGCAAAAUAGGAGAUCAAAAUCAAAAUUAAGCAAAUCAGAAAAGUCGAGUAAAACCAGCUUGGAGUCUGUGUCGUCGGCAAACCCCUCGACCGCCAUCGAUAUCGCUGAAUUAAAGUCCCUCCUCACCAGCGGUCAAAAUGCCCAAUUUCUUCUGGAAGACUUGGAAACCACCGUGGAAACCAACGAGGACAAGGAAAAAUUGAAAAAGUAUUUUUCUUCAGCCCUGAAUUUGCCUACGUUUAUUAAGCAAAAUGAAAAAGUACCUAUAGAAGUCUUAGAGCUCCUAAGCAACAAUAAAAAAUUAUACAACGUGAUUCUGCAAAACUACCCCAGUCUAUUAAUGAGCAGAAGCUCCUCAAUGGACAAUACCUUGAAUAGAAUUAGAAAUGAACCUACCGAUAGAGUUCCAGUCACUUUUAGCAUGAAAUUAAAAAAAGAGCUAAAGACUGUUGAAGAAGAGGCUCCUGUAAAAGCCAAAAAACGUCCUCCAGUUCAUCAAGUGUCCUUACCGGUAACCCAAGAACCCCCACCCAGUGAGCCCCUAAUGAAGACAAAAUCCCCAUCGAAACCCUUGACCCAUAACGCGUCAUUUCCAAGGUUCAAACAGCCCUGGAGUCACCCCAUUAGGCACGACAGUUACUUUAAAAACCUAAAAGUCCAUAGACAAUCGUUGAUUCAUCGCGGUGCGAUCUUCAACAUGAACAAGUACAGAUUCAAGGCUUCCAGCUGCCCCAACAUAUACAGGGUGUCAAUGAUGUCACUGCCAAAACAACGAGAAGAAAAAUGGUACAGCGAAAUAUGGGAUUUGGUGAAGGGCAUGUUCGACUAUUCAUUAUUCUUAGAGCUGCACUUUUUCUUGAUGUCUUUGUCGACGAUAAUACUUUUUGUUUGGUUUAUAGUGCCUUACUUUUACAUUGCGGAAAUGAUGAUUUCUCAUCAGUAUACGAGGGAACAGGCCUCGUUCACGUUGUCGAAUAUCGGAAUCGCCAACACUAUCGGGAUGAUCUUCUUGGGUUGGGCAGGCGAUAGACCCUGGAUGAACAUAACGAAAACCUACGCGGUCUGUUUAAUAUUCUGCGGCCUAACGAUCGCCGGAAUAAUGUUCUUCAUCGAAAACUACAUUAUGGUGCAAGUAUGCGUGGCCCUAUUCGGAAUAUUCGUCUCCAGCACGUUCUCCUUCACCCCGGGGAUAUUGGUGGAACUGGUACCGCUGGAAAGAUUCACCACGGCCUACGGAUUACAAUUGUUAUGUAUGGGAAUUGGAAUACUGGGAGGGCCACCGUUUGCUGGGCUUCUUUAUGACGCUACGAACAGCUGGGAACAUUCUUUCUAUCAGGCGGCCGUCUGGACGAUCCUUUCCGGACUUUAUAUCGCCUUGAUUCCAUAUUCGAGAAAUAAGAAGAUGAUCGGCAAAGGACCGGUUGAGAAAGAAGUGGAAGAGUCCGAAACCAGAGUGAUUCCUAUAGUGAUCAUUUUAAUUAUCACCAUUGUCUUAACGGUGUUCGUAUUGUAUUUGACUUGUAUUAGUCUUUUGUAGGUUAGGUUUAUUGCGGUACAAGGAAAACACAAUUUUAUUAAAAAAAGACUGCUUUUCACCCCAUAAAUGUUUACAUAAUGAAGUUUAAUAAAUAAAUGUUUAUUGCGA
Anthonomus grandis grandis is the source of this 3005-nucleotide messenger RNA. Its product is annotated as monocarboxylate transporter 14-like. The transcript is spliced from 8 exons. Gene Ontology annotation, molecular function: monocarboxylic acid transmembrane transporter activity. Lineage: Eukaryota; Metazoa; Arthropoda; Insecta; Coleoptera; Curculionidae. The coding region runs from base 579 to 2897 and encodes 772 amino acids. Gene Ontology annotation, biological process: transmembrane transport; monocarboxylic acid transport. The record is from RefSeq and is a predicted model, not a curated record.